GAAGGGGGGGGGUGGUGGUUCCGGUCGGCCUUCGGCGGCUAACCGUGGCCCUCGGCGGCGGCGCUCAGUCAGCCGCCGCCGGCCACUCCACUGUCACGGCGACGGAAGGGAAGAAGAAGAGAAGAAGGAGAGAGGGAGAGGAAGAAAAGGGAGGAAAGAGAGGGAGACCGGGGCUGGAAGCCCAGCCCCCCGUUCACCCACCUCCGGCCGAACCCGUUUCGGCCGGAUUGACCCCGGUCGGCCACCGUCGGCCGGCCGGAUUUCACAGAACUUCUCCGAAACAGGGGAGAUGAAACAGAUCAACAACCUUCAUUCCUUCCCUUUUUAAAUCCAUAAAAAGUAGUAAAUAGGUGAUCUUUCUCACCUCCGGUCAUCGACGAGUGGAUACCUGGCGGCGGUGGCGGCUCCGGCGACGACUACGGCUCCGGCGAUCGUCUCAAGAAGAGGGAAGAAGAUGAAGGGAAAAACCCAAUUUUUUUUUUUGAGGGAUGGGCUCUCAGAGAAGAGAAAGAGGGGGAGAGAGAGGGAGAGAGGGAAGAGGGGGGUGGUGCGGUGAUUUCGCUGGCCGGCGUGGUCAUCGUGGUCACCCCCACGAUGACCCAACUGAAGUCGGCACCCCUUGCCGACUUCAGUAUGUUGGGCCCUAGGACGGGCCCAAUUCAGGUCUUCACAGAGUCACCGGUGGAGAGCUCUCAUUUGAUGAGCAACGUUUUGAUCCCAGAGCUCCUGUCCUUGGUUCACCAACGCCGUGGCUUCCUGCUCUACUGCCAAUUGCAUCGUCUUUUUCAACCUGGCCAAGAUCUUCCGUCCACUUCCGCCUCACCACUAGAUGGUGGCUGUUUCUUCCCCAAAUCCGUGCCACAACAGCACAAAGUUCAGGUCCACGCUAAACCGUCCCCUGUCUCUCUCUGUCUCAAGAUGCACAGAUCGCGGAGCGCCAAGCGAGUGCCGACGACGGCGUCGAGGAAGUCGUUGGUGGAGAUGGAUGAACUGCCGACUCUGGACCCCCAGUCGCACAUCGCCAAGAAGGAGGCGCUGCGCGCCAGGCUCGCCAAGAACGCCGUCCACAUCAUCCCCGUCGUCCUCGUCCUCUGCGCUGUCGUCCUCUGGUUCUUCUCCAAACCACCCACCGAAUCAAGAACAUGAUGAUUGAUGGGCACAGUAUCUGGACUGGCUUACCUGUGAAGAUUGAACUUUUAUGCAUCUUAGUAAAACUUAUGCAUCCAAGUAAAAGUGACUGGAGUGGCAGGGAAGAAACUGAAAGAGUUGAAGCACAGAUAAGCACAGCGACAACAUUAGCUCCUGUUUUGUUGCAUAUGUCUCUGAGUAUGGAACCAAUUUUGGAAAUUUAGAUUUUCUUUCUCUUACAGUUGCUUUCUGAUAUAAAUGUUGUGACGAGCAGAACAUUUAGCCUCGUAUUUUGCUUGGCUUCUUCUUAAUAUCUCGGUUUAUUUUUUAGAUUUAGAAAUGUUUAGGCCAUUUUCAUAUUCCAGCAGCAAAAGUUAUCAUUGGAUUACAAUGGGUAGCUCGUGGCUAUUUAAAAAUGGUUCUUUUUUUUCUUC
Molecule: messenger RNA, 1562 nt
Organism: Phoenix dactylifera (date palm)
Lineage: Eukaryota; Viridiplantae; Streptophyta; Magnoliopsida; Arecales; Arecaceae
Source: RefSeq, a predicted model, not a curated record